Molecule: messenger RNA, 1855 nt
Organism: Rhodamnia argentea
Lineage: Eukaryota; Viridiplantae; Streptophyta; Magnoliopsida; Myrtales; Myrtaceae
Product: bZIP transcription factor 16-like
Exons: 13
Coding region: 335-1528 (397 amino acids)
Biological process (GO): regulation of DNA-templated transcription
Cellular component (GO): nucleus
Molecular function (GO): DNA-binding transcription factor activity; sequence-specific DNA binding
Source: RefSeq, a predicted model, not a curated record
CGUUCUCCCACAGAAUCCAGCUCCGUGAAGCCCCAAAAUACUCUUAACCCCAGGGAACCAAACCCUAAUUCCUCCUUUUGAUCUCGUCUCUCCCCGGAUUCUCCCCUCUUUCUCCUCGAAUUAUUGGAAUGUCUCCUUAAUUUCCCGUUCCCUCCGUGGGAAUCUCGUCCGACUUGAGCUGAUUUCGCAGUCUCGGCGGCCAAGCUGCUUCCUUGUGAAUUUCAUUGAUUGAUUUGCGAUCACUCCUCCAUCAGUAAAUCAGAGGGGCAUUUUUCUGUAUUUUUUGAUCGAACAGGAUGCUUUGAGGAAUUUGUGGUGAGAGCAGGAUAGAAAUAUGGGUAGCAGUGAGACUGAAAAAUCUGCAAAGGAGAAAGAGACGAAGGCAGCACCUCCUACUACCCUGGAACAAUCUUCAACUGCUAGUGCCAACACAGUUACUCCAGAUUGGUCUGGUUUUCAGGCAUAUUCUCCUAUUCCUCCACAUGGUUUUUUGGCAUCAAGUCCCCAUGCUCAACCAUAUAUGUGGGGCGUUCAGCAUAUUAUGCCUCCUUAUGGCACCCCACCCCAUCCCUACGUUGCAAUGUAUCCCCAUGGUGGCAUAUACGCACACCCAUCUAUGCCCCCGGGAUCUUUUCCUUUUAGUCCUUUCGCCAUGCCUUCUCCAAAUGGGAUUGCUGAGGGAAGUACAACUGGGGAAGCUGAUGGUAAGCCAUCUGAAGUGAAAGAAAAAUUGCCUAUCAAAAGAUCGAAAGGGAGCCUUGGGAGUCUGAAUAUGAUUACAGGAAAGAACAAUGAGCUUGCCAAAACAUCUGGAGCAUCUGCUAAUGGUGCUUAUUCAAAAAGUGCUGAGAGUGCAAGUGAAGGUACAAGUGAAGGAAGUGAUGAUUCUCAGAACGACUCCCAACCGAAAUCGGGAGGCAGACCAGACUCAUUGGAAGAUGUAUCUCAAAAUGGCAAUGCUGAACAUGGUUCUCAAAAUGGAGGAUCAAAUACUCCGCAUGCAACGGUGAACCAAUCAAUGGCAUUGGUGCCAAUCGCUGCUGCUGGCCCAGCAGGUGUUCCUGGUCCCACUACAAAUUUGAAUAUUGGAAUGGAUUACUGGGGUACUCCUGCUAUCCCUGCAAUUCGGGGGAAGGUUCCUUCUACUCCAGUUGCAGGAGGAAUGGUCACUCCUGGGUCAAGAGAUAGCGUUCAGUCUCAGAUGUGGCUACAGGAUGAAAGAGAACUUAAACGGCAGAGAAGGAAGCAGUCAAACCGAGAGUCUGCUCGGCGAUCUCGGCUUCGGAAGCAGGCUGAAUGUGACGAUCUUGCACACCGUGCUGAUGCUUUAAAAGAGGAAAAUGCCUCUCUAAGAGCUGAAGUGAGCCGCAUCAGGAGUGACUACGAGCAGCUUCUUGCGGAGAAUGCUUCUCUGAAGGAAAGGCUUGGGGAAGUUCCCGCGCAUGAAGAUUCAAGGUCUGAAGAAAGACAAUUGAACGGUGAAUCUCAGAAGACAGCAAAGGCUGAACAUGGCCAGAGUGCUCACUAGAGUUAUCGGUUUCCCUGUCAUUCUGGUUUCUGGAGUGUAACCUAACCAACUAGCAACAGAAAGUUCUCAUUUUACGUAGUAUGUAGUUCCACCGCUUAUUGAAGCUGACCUUCAUAGUUUUAGGAUAUGUUAAUUGUCUUGCCUUAAUUGUCUGUCAGCAAGCCUUAUAGUUGAGGAUGUAGGAAUGGGGCUUGAGCACUGUGAAGUUUGCCUUCCACCCUUAUUUUUAUUUGUUGAGAAGGGUAGCAUUCACACUUAUGUGUACCGAGUACUGUUGAUUGAUGUGUAAUUCAGAGAAUUUAAUGAGCUUGAGCAUGCUGUUGACGA